CGAGCGAGACGCGUGCGCUUCUCGACCUCAAGACAACUUCCUUUGGAGAGGGCCGGGGACAAUAGACGGCAAUGACGACAUCGACGUCGAGCAGUGAAAGUGCAGAGGGCGCUGUCGUCGUAGCGAGGACCAAGAAGAGCCCGUCUUCACUGCUCGUGCCCUCACUAUCGACGAUUCUCUUGUGCGGCCUCGCGCUCCGACUGGCAGUCUUCCUCGUCCCAGACCUAAGUGCGAUCCCUGCGCUUCUCGAGAGGAGACCAGAACUAAGCACCCCCGUGAGCAGCUACCUCACCUUCAAAGAGGCUCUGCACCUGCGAAAACUGUACAUCGACUCAACGGCGUCCGCUGCCACAAAGCUGCCCAAGCCGUACCAGAGCGGCACUCUGUACACGCCCCCUCUACUUCUGGCCUUCCUCGGACCACUUCUCGAGUCUAGAUCAGCAGAGGCCUUCAAUCUCAUCACAGCUCUCGUCUGGUCGAUUGCGGACUUGAUCACGGCCGCUUGUCUGGCCGACGCAUACUCCCGUCGAGUCCAGUCACUUGUCCAUCCCAGCAAGACGCGAAGGGAAGAGAAUGGAAAGGGAGCGGCGAGAGGACUGGCAAAUGGGCAAGAGGAUGCUCUGCUCAAGUCUUGGAGCCCCUCAAAGGAGACCAUCGCCGCCCUCUAUCUCUUCAAUCCUUUCACCCUCGGCACUUGUUGGGCAAGGUGCACCACGGGACUAAAUAACUGCUUCGUCGUCCUGGCGAUCGAUGCAGCCUUGGCUGCGUCACCGAUAAUUUUGGCCGUGUCGAUCGCAACAGCCGCCUUGCUGUCCCUCUAUCCGGCGCUACUAUUGCCUGCACUCUUCUUGCUCUGCGCGCAACAGGCCACUUCGUCGAAUCAACGACGAAGACAUGCAAAAGACCGGCAUGAACAUCAGUCACGGUCAUUCGGGGCUACUCUUGCACUUUGUGUCUUUCUGACGCUUGUCGUUCUCGCCAUACUGGUUCACAUCAGCUUUCUCGCCGCUGCCAUGGACUGGACCUUUAUCGAUCGGGCGUACGGAACGAUCCUCCUCGUCCCAGAUCUCUCGCCAAACAUUGGCCUAUGGUGGUACUUCUUCAUCGAGAUCUUCGACCACUUUCGUUCCUUUUUCCUCUUGGCCUUCAAUGUGCACCUUGCCAGCUACGCAGUGCCGUUGACAAUCAAGUAUCGGCAAGACGAAUUAUUCGCAUUGACGGCUUUCCAAGGGCUGAUUUCUACCUUCAAGUCCUACCCGACAAUGUCGGACGCCUCCCUCUUCCUCUCGCUCCUCUCACUCUCUCCUCAGCUGUUCCCUUACUACCGCUAUCCGCUCGUCUCGCUGCUCCUCUACACCUACGCCACGCUUCUCCUGCCCGCCCUUCAUCAUCUUUGGCUCAAUGCUGGGUCGGGAAACGCCAAUUUCUUCUACGCAAUUACCCUCGUCUGGGCAUUGGCGCAGGGCGCCACGACACUCGAUGCAAUGUGGGCGUGGGGCCGAUGGAGAUGGGAGCUGGAAAGGCCGAAAAUGGACCCUAUUCUUGCGCCGAAAAGGAGCGCAAAGAGGAGAGUUGUGCAGUUGUAGCCACUUCCUGAAAAAAAUACGAGUCAAAUGACAUAGAAAGGG
This is a messenger RNA of Acaromyces ingoldii, 1628 nucleotides long. Its product is annotated as PIG-U-domain-containing protein. Gene Ontology annotation, cellular component: membrane; GPI-anchor transamidase complex. Gene Ontology annotation, biological process: attachment of GPI anchor to protein; protein localization to cell surface. The record is from RefSeq and is a predicted model, not a curated record. The coding region runs from base 72 to 1586 and encodes 504 amino acids. Lineage: Eukaryota; Fungi; Basidiomycota; Exobasidiomycetes; Exobasidiales; Cryptobasidiaceae. The transcript has 6 exons.